UGGCUGUUUCCUCACUUUUGCAUACCCGUUUUGUUCCAUAUAUAUUUCCACUUUAUUCCUCACAGGUGUUUGUGGGAGUCGAGUGUCCUUCCUAUCCUAAAUGCCCAUAUGAAAUAUUGUAGAUCACAUCCAUGGCUAAACAAAUCAAGCACCAACAAUCCCAGUGCUGCUAUCACAACUGGGUGGCUCAGCAGCGGCUCGACCUCGAUGAACUACUCCAAGCACUCAACAACUACCCGACUGACCUCGACUACCUCCAACUCAUAACCAAAAAGAUCAUAGAUCACUUUGAACAAUACCGCACUGCUCGUGCUCAACUGGCCCAACACGACGCGCCUUCCUUCUUGGUUCCCUCGUGGGGUUCCACGUUUGAGAACUCGUUUCUUUGGAUUGGUGGUUGUAGGCCUUCGUUGAUCAUCAGGCUUGUUUACGCGUUAUGUGGGUCCCAAUUGAAUGCACACUUGACUGAGUUUCUUGAAGGAGUCAGGCAUGGAAACCUCGGAGAAAUAUCAAGCUCGCAGCUCAAAAGCAUAGAUGAUCUUCAUGCCAAAACUGUCAAAGAGGAAGAUAAGCUCAGUUCGCGCGUAGCCAGCUUACAGGAGAGUAUUGCGGAUGAUCCACUGGUGUUGAUAGCAAACGACUGUAUGGAACCAGGGGAGUGGAGCAAGGGUGAGGUUGUGGACAAAAUAAUGGACACUCAUGCCCAUGACUUGUACAAGAUAAUGAUGGAAGCAGACAAGCUAAGGAUGGAUAUCCUGAAGGGUAUGAUGGACAUUUUGACACCGUUGCAGGCGGUAGAGUUCCUAGUGGCAUCAAAGAAGUUACAUCUAUCGUUACACGAGUGGAGCCAGAGAAGAGAUAUCCGAAUGGGAAUUACGCAUCUUCUAAAUCCCGACAAGCCGUCAUCAUCCUCCAAUCACCAACCAAUAGAGCCCGUCUCUAAACCGUGCCCCUUUUUCAACCAGCACUGAGAUGAUGACGACGACAAUGACAACAAUACAGUGGUGUGUGUUUUUGUUUUAAAGCCGGCAUGCUGGUCGGUAAAAGAUGUUAGUUUGAAUAAGUGGUAGUGUAUGUUAGCAUGUGUAUUGAAAUUUUCCUUCUUGGUUACUUAUGUUUUAUUACAAGUUCUAAGAAUAAUAAUGAGUGGUUUUUAUUUUUAA
This is a messenger RNA of Helianthus annuus (common sunflower), 1163 nucleotides long. RefSeq names its product protein DOG1-like 3. Lineage: Eukaryota; Viridiplantae; Streptophyta; Magnoliopsida; Asterales; Asteraceae. Gene Ontology annotation, molecular function: sequence-specific DNA binding. Bases 132 to 971 code for a protein of 279 amino acids. Gene Ontology annotation, biological process: DNA-templated transcription. The record is from RefSeq and is a predicted model, not a curated record. The transcript is spliced from 2 exons.